Molecule: messenger RNA, 928 nt
Organism: Scaptodrosophila lebanonensis
Lineage: Eukaryota; Metazoa; Arthropoda; Insecta; Diptera; Drosophilidae
Product: receptor-binding cancer antigen expressed on SiSo cells
Exons: 3
Coding region: 87-731 (214 amino acids)
Cellular component (GO): secretory granule
Source: RefSeq, a predicted model, not a curated record
ACCCAACUACGUUAGCUACUUUUUGUGCUGAACAGACAAUUCAUUAGUUUUCUUCACAUUUGUUAUCUGGGCCUAUCCACAGCAAAAUGGUGUUACAACAAAUAAAAAUGCUGCUGUUGGGCAUCAUAACAUUGUGUCGCCGAGCAUUGUGUUGCUUCUCCCGGCGCCGCAAACUAAGUCAUGUCAACAAUGAAGACCACCAGCUACAGGCAGUCAACGUCAUUGUAGAGCGAGGCGAAUUUGCAACAACACACCAGCAAUCUCACCGAGGUGGCACUUUGGAUCAGCGAGAUUGGAACUCCUGGGAUGACAGUCCACGCACUGUCGAGGAGCACAUUGAACAAUAUAGACAGCGCAUGGCGCAGCCGCCAACGCCGCCGAAAGAAGAACCAGAGCCAGAUUUCUUUAGCGAACUGACGCCAGACAUUAAGCCACAGCUCAAGUAUUACUUAGCCGAUGCAGUGAGCACGGGCACUGGGCAAGUAUCAGGCCAACAAACUGACUUUUCAAGACUGCAGGCACAGGACACGGUGCCAAUUAGCUCCACUGCUGAUCUAGAAGAUUGGGUGGACGACAAUGCGGGUGGCUGGGAGGAGCUAGACACAUCCCAAACAAAGCAAAUUAUACGCGAGAAACGACGCGAGCUGCGUCAUCAGCGCCAGCCCAUAAGCAAGGCGCCACAGCUCAGCAUUGGAGCCCAGCGUCUCAGUGAUGUGCAACGUGGCACGUAGCCUAUCGUCGCAGAUCAAAAUAACUGAUCCUGGAGCAGCUGUUGGCCUAUGUUUUCCAAAAACUGUUCCAUUUUUAAUUCCCUUCUAGAUUAACUUUUGCUCCUAGUUGAGACGACCGUUUAUACUUUUAAGUUAUUCAUGGAUUGUGGCACAAAGCACUAGCCAAUAAAGUUGCACUAGCUGCAUCUUGCCUUUCA